CCGACCGAGUCACUGCACCCUCCUCAGCUGCCUCGGUGCGCGGGCUCCGGCGCCGGCGCCUUGGGGCGGGUCCCCGCCGCCCGCACCUGCCCCCAUGGGCGGAGCGCAGCGGCGACAACGCGGCCCCAGCCUCCGCCGCCGGCCGCGCUAGCCGCGCGGCUCUCCAACCUCCCCCGCCUCCAUCCCGGUGCACCUCCCUCCCUCUCCACGCGGUCUGUCCGUCUGUCCCUCCCAAAGCCCCUCGGAGCUGCGGCGCCUCGCACUUCGGACUCGUCGCCUCCUCCAGGAUCCGCAGCCCGGCGCCAUGGAGCCGGCCUUGGGCAGUGAGCGCCGCAGUCCCCCUGGCUCCGCCGUCCAGCCGCCGCCCCGGGGACACACGCCCUUGGCGGCUGCCCCCAGCCCGGGCCCGCUGGGCACCCCGGCGCGCGAGCCGCCGCAGCCCGAGGAGGAGCGGCAGCCGCGGAUCAGCGAGAGCGGCCAGUUCAGUGACGGGCUGGAGGAUCGAGGCUUACUAGAAAGCAGCACCCGGCUGAAACCCCACGAAGCCCAGAACUACCGGAAGAAGGCACUGUGGGUCUCCUGGUUCUCCAUUAUCGUCACGCUGGCCCUCGCUGUGGCCGCCUUCACUGUCUCCGUUAUGAGGUACAGCGCCUCUGCUUUUGGGUUUGCAUUCGACGCCAUCCUCGACGUCCUGUCGUCGGCGAUCGUCCUGUGGCGGUACAGCAACGCGGCCGCUGUACACUCUGCCCAUAGGGAGUACAUACCCAUAGGACUGUUAAGAGAAAGUUGCACCUGUCUUGAUGAUGGUACAUCAGUUUCCUGGCUCACUGCGCUGAGGAAGCCGUCCAUACAGGAAAUGAAAGCCUGUGUCAUCUUAGGGGUGAUAUUCCUUCUGUCAUCCAUAUGUAUAGUGGUCAAAGCCAUCCAUGACCUUUCAACGAAGCUGCUCCCGGAAGUGGACGACUUCCUGUUCAGUGUCUCCAUUUUAAGCGGGAUCCUUUGCAGCAUCCUGGCCGUGCUGAAGUUUAUGCUGGGGAAGGUUCUCACCAGCAGAGCGCUCAUAACAGAUGGCUUUAACUCCCUCGUGGGCGGCGUGAUGGGCUUCUCCAUUCUCCUGAGCGCGGAGGUGUUCAAGCACAACGCCAAGGUCUGGUACCUGGACGGCAGCAUUGGGGUGCUGAUCGGCCUCACCAUAUUUGCCUACGGGGUCAAACUCCUCAUCGACAUGGUGCCGAGGGUGAGGCAGACGCGGCACUACGAGAUGUUCGAGUAAAGGCGGACGCUGUGCGGGAAGACGGUCACGCGCCGUGGCGGCGUCCACGCAGGCAGAUGGUGCCACUGUGGAACAACACAUCGUUUCUGUUUUGGAAGUCUUCUCUCAUCCGGUUUGUCAUCACGGGUCACGAUCUGCCCCUCACUCCGCUGCCCCAUCAGACACACCCCUAGGAAGGGACGCACUUCCUGCACCGCAGCCAGCAGCGGCCGAGCCUGGUUUCUGGAGUCAGGUGGUUCUCGUGGGUAAGAUCGGAUGUGUCUCUGGCCACCAGAAAGGUCUCCCGUGGUGCUCUCGCCUGACGUGGAUGGGUGCGGCCCGGGCCCACCGCCUCGGGGCCGGCUGUGGCCCCAGGCACACCAGGGUCCCGCAGGCUCUGCAAUGUGGCAGGCGUGAGGGGAAGAUGUCCCCUUGUGUCUCUCCCAGCCCAGAACCAUCCGUAUGUCACUCCCUCCUUUCUAUCAACACAUUGCAUUAGUUUCAUACUGUUUUACUAAUCCUCAGUCUAAACCGACGGUUUGUUCCAAAGGAGACCGUUCUGUUUUUUAAAGUACGUAGUGAUCCACGUAUGAGCUUUGCAUGGACGCGCUAAAUAAGCACACGACCCUGAACAUCCCUGUAUAAACAGGCCCCAUUUCGGAGAGAUGUGAAAGUACAGUUUAUUUGUAAUAAAUGACAUAGUCUAUCUGUA
Molecule: messenger RNA, 1964 nt
Organism: Oryctolagus cuniculus (rabbit)
Lineage: Eukaryota; Metazoa; Chordata; Mammalia; Lagomorpha; Leporidae
Source: RefSeq, a predicted model, not a curated record